Molecule: messenger RNA, 810 nt
Organism: Verticillium alfalfae VaMs.102
Lineage: Eukaryota; Fungi; Ascomycota; Sordariomycetes; Glomerellales; Plectosphaerellaceae
Product: exoglucanase
Exons: 3
Coding region: 1-810 (269 amino acids)
Biological process (GO): carbohydrate metabolic process
Molecular function (GO): hydrolase activity, hydrolyzing O-glycosyl compounds
Source: RefSeq, a predicted model, not a curated record
AUGAAGACCAACUUCGGUGUCCUCCUGGCCUUCCUGGCCGCCGCCCGUGCCCAGCAGGCUUGCACGUCUCAGGCUGAGACGCACCCUCCUCUGACCUGGCAGAAGUGCACUGGCACCGGCGGUUCCAGCUGCACCAACGUCUCGGGCUCCGUCGUCCUCGACUCCAACUGGCGAUGGACUCACACCGUCUCCGGAUCCACAAACUGCUACGACGGCAACAAGUGGACCGCCUCUUGCGGUACCGACGGCACUACCUGCGCCCAGCAGUGCUGCGUUGACGGCGCUGACUACGCCAACACCUACGGUGUUACCACCAGCGGCAAUGCCCUGACCCUCAAGUUCGUCACCAAGCACCAGUACGGCACCAACAUCGGCAGCCGUGUCUACCUCAUGGAGAACGAGACCAAGUACCAGGCCUUCAACCUCCUCGGCAACGAGUUCACCUUCGACGUCGACGUCUCCAAGACCGGCUGCGGUCUCAACGGCGCUCUGUACUUUGUCUCCAUGGACCUGGACGGUGGUGUUUCCAAGUACUCCACCAACAAGGCCGGUGCCAAGUACGGUACCGGUUACUGCGACAGCCAGUGCCCCCGCGAUGUCAAGUUCAUUGGCGGUGUUGCCAACGUUGCCGGCUGGGUCCCUGCUGCGGAUGAUCCCAACUCUGGUGUCGGUAACCUCGGUGCCUGCUGCGCUGAGAUGGAUAUCUGGGAGGCCAACAAGAUCUCCACCGCCUACACUCCCCACCCUUGCCAGAACAACGCCUACCACACGUGCCAGGGCGACAAGUGCGGGCGGCACCUACUCUGCUGA